UUUGCGUGUGUUCUCCAGGGUAAAAACGAUAUUUUAGCUAGCAACAGAACAUUCUUAGGCCAAUAGUAGUCCUGUCCAUGCUUCCCCCAAAGAAUUUCUUCCCCUCCCUCAUCAUCUUUCACCUCUUUCCUCUGCACUCACCUGUCACUUUUUUCGGCUUGAUAGACGCGCCCUUUGGGCGCUUCAGCCGCAAGACUAGUAGAUUAAACCUCAAUGGGAACUUAUCAUGGGCCAUCAUGGAGCUCGUUUCUCCUAUAACCUUUUUGACGACAAUCGUAAACAGCUCUCAUCCUUCUUUGAAUCGUCCCUCGAGAAUACUCUCUGGGCUGUAUCUCGCGCAUUAUGCCCAUCGGGCUAUUAUAUCACCCCUGAUACUUUCACCAAAAAGGUCGCCCCUCCAUAUCACUGUUGUUCUUGCGGCCAUGUUGUUCAAUCUUUUGAAUGGAUAUCUUUUAGCCGUUGGCUUGGCUUUCUACCCCCCAAAAGAGAUCGGCUGGCAAUUCGUUCUCGGUGUUGCUGGAUGGGCAAUAGGUUUUUUUGGGAAUGUCUACCAUGACGAAAUGCUCAACGAUCUCCGUAGACCGCCUACAAAAAGAAUCGUGAUGAGCCAUCUUCCAGAAGAUGACGCUUCCAAAUUGGAAAGAUACAAAGUGCCGAGAGGUGGGCUCUUUGAAUGGGUCUCAUUUCCGAAUUACCUGUGUGAAUGGCUUGAAUGGACCUGCUGGUCUUUUGCCGCAAACCCAUAUCCAUUCAUCUCCGUUCCAGCCCUGCCCUACUUAUUACGCGCCCCCGAAUAUAGGAAUUCUCAUACGGUGCUGUCCAUUAUAUCAAACUUUUACUGGCCCUCCUGGCUGCUCGCUCCAAGUUGGGCAUUUGUGCUUGCGGAGGUGACAUCUAUGUUGCCAAGAGCAAUGAGAGGACAUGCUUGGUACAAGGAAAAGUUCGGUAACAAGUACCCGAAAAGUAGGAAAGCAGCUAUUCCGGGCAUACUUUAGGUGAUUAUUGAUUGUGGGGGGAAAAUGAUUAGGACAAAGAGCUGUGAGCUUAAUAUGCAUGUAAUGAAGU
Molecule: messenger RNA, 1065 nt
Organism: Cryptococcus deneoformans JEC21
Lineage: Eukaryota; Fungi; Basidiomycota; Tremellomycetes; Tremellales; Cryptococcaceae
Product: prostatic steroid 5-alpha-reductase type I, putative
Exons: 6
Coding region: 78-995 (305 amino acids)
Biological process (GO): lipid metabolic process
Molecular function (GO): oxidoreductase activity, acting on the CH-CH group of donors
Source: RefSeq, a predicted model, not a curated record